CCAACAUCAUCGGCCAUCCUCUUUGACGAACGAUUGAACAGCGCACACGGCUUCGACCGCCACGAAUCCAGUCAUAAUGGUCUCCCCUGUAAGUCUUGAAAACCAUGGCACAUCCUAGGCCCCACGACUGCCCGCCCGACUGUGGCUACGCCGUGGCCCAACACGUGAGAGGAGCCGGCGGACUGACUAUGCUUUCCCGCAGACUCCUUUCCGCGCCGCGGAGUUCAAGAGUGCCUACGGCCCCAAGUACGUCUCGACUGUCCCAGAUUCGAUGCGAGUUCCAACCGAGUCGAUUGGCGCCGAUGCGCUGGCGUGGCAUCGCAUCGGAGCCCUGGCCUGUUGUGCCUAACACCGCACGAGGGGCAGCAGAACUGACCGAGCCAUCCAUCAGAUACCACUUCCAGCCCAACUUCCAUGGCAUGAACAAGACCUCUGCUUUCCGGCUAGGCCUCCGCACCGCUUCCUUUGGCGGCGCUGGCGUCAUCGCUGCCCUCCUCUACGUCUCCGGCAUUCCUCGUGUUCAGCGCGACAUUCUUCAGCAAAUCCCCGUGGUUGGAAAGUACUUCAUCCCGGCGGAAAUCCCGGCUUCGGACAACCCUUUCUAAACGAUUGUGGUGGACGGUGGAGGGUAGAAACUGUACAACAAACAACCUGUCGAGUCCUGCUGGCAGAUGGGUCUGUUUCCUUGCUUCCUUUGUAUAAGAUGAACAAAAUAGAAACAUUCGGCAACUUCUCGUGCCACAGUUGGAGUCAUUGACAGGGCAUGUGCGAGUCGCGUGACGACCACCUCUUGCUUGCGGGCCUUGUAUGUCAACUGGGACUAGUUUGACCGGCAUCUCUCCGCGUUCCGGCAGGGCCAAACGAAUAUCACAUGUAGAC
This is a messenger RNA of Purpureocillium takamizusanense, 879 nucleotides long. RefSeq lists its product as uncharacterized. The coding region runs from base 105 to 605 and encodes 166 amino acids. Gene Ontology annotation, biological process: mitochondrial electron transport, ubiquinol to cytochrome c. The record is from RefSeq and is a predicted model, not a curated record. Lineage: Eukaryota; Fungi; Ascomycota; Sordariomycetes; Hypocreales; Ophiocordycipitaceae. The transcript has 4 exons.